UCCUCCUUCGUCCAUCGUCCUCUUCCAACACGCCACACCUUUCCUACUUCAGUUUCUUGGAAUUUACCAUCACCAACAGUAUCCCGACCCAACAGGCCUCUAUAUAUUCAGAUAACGAACCCCAAAACUAAAAUAACAACAACAACAUUCCCAGUUGUUUAUUGUACUGACAACAGCAAUACUACUAGUGCGACAACCCAAAACAGAGAACCAGAAGGUUCGAAACCCCGUUUGUUCUUUGGCCAACAAAUUCGGAUUGGUAUGCUGAUCAUGAUGACAAUAUUCAUGGAUAAGUACAUUGCCGGAACAUUCUUUGCCUCUGUUUUUGGUUUUCUCAUUCUCUGCAUUUUGCAACUUAGGAGUAAUAAACAAUAUAAGCAGAAACCGCACGCAGACCGGCCCUGCUUAGACAUUCGGAGCAACCAGAUGGCGGUUGAUGAAUGCCGGACCGGCUGGGACUCUGCUACCGAUGUUAUCAUAGUCGGUGCGGGCGUCGUUGGUGCAGCCUUAUCGUACACCCUUGGGAAGGAAGGAAGGAGAGUCCGUGUAAUCGAAAGAGACUUGAGUGAGCCUGACAGAAUUGUGGGUGAGCUGCUACAACCAGGUGGAUAUCUCAAGUUAAUUGAGCUGGGACUGGAAGAUUGUGUAGUUCACAUUGAUGCUCAGCGAGUGCUUGGUUAUGCUCUUUUCAAGGACGGUAGAAGCACUAGAGUUUCUUAUCCCUUGGAAAAUUUCCAUUCAGAUGUCGCAGGCAGAAGCUUUCACCAUGGGCGAUUUAUUCAGAGGAUGAGAGAAAAAGCAGCUAGCCUUGCCAAUGUACGACUGGAACAAGGCACUGUGACAUCCCUGCUUGAAGACGAUGGCACUGUAAAAGGUGUCGAGUACAAAACCAAAAGCGGCAAGCAGCUGAAAGCUUAUGCUCCUCUUACAAUAGUGUGUGAUGGGUGCUUUUCAAAUUUGCGACGAUCUCUCUGCAGCUCUAAGGUGGAGAUUCCCUCUUGCUUUGUUGGUUUGAUCUUAGAGAACUGUCAACUUCCGUUUCCAAAUCACGGGCAUGUCAUUCUGGCAGAUCCUUCACCCAUCUUGUUUUAUCCAAUUACUAGCACAGAGAUACGUUGCUUAGUUGAUAUACCAGGGCAAAAGCUUCCUUCCAUUGCUGAUGGUGAAAUGGCAAACUAUUUAAAGACCGUGGUGGCUCCACAGAUUCCUGCAGAGCUGCAUGAUGCUUUCAUAUCUGCUAUUGACAAAGGAGACAUUAGAACAAUGCCAAACAGAAGCAUGCCAGCUGCUCCACAUCCUACUCCUGGAGCACUACUGCUGGGUGAUGCUUUCAACAUGCGUCAUCCUUUAACCGGUGGAGGAAUGACCGUAGCCCUUUCUGACAUUGUAGUGUUACGAGAUCUGCUUAAACCCUUGCAAAACAUGAAUGACGCAGAGUCCUUGUGUAAAUAUCUCCAGUCCUUUUACACAUUGCGCAAGCCAGUGGCGUCUACGAUAAAUACGCUGGCUGCGGCCCUAUACAAGGUGUUCUGUGCUUCUUCUGAUCAAGCAAGAAAGGAAAUGCGCGAAGCAUGUUUUGAUUAUUUGAGCCUUGGUGGCGUUUGUUCGAAUGGACCUAUAGCUCUGCUCUCCGGUUUAAAUCCACGACCACUGAGCUUAGUUCUCCAUUUCUUUGCUGUUGCCACAUAUGGCGUGGGACGUUUAUUGACCCCUUUUCCUUCUCCCAAGAAAUUGUGGAUUGGAGCUAGAUUGAUUUCGGGUGCAUCAAGUAUCAUUUUUCCUAUCAUCAAGGCUGAAGGAGCGAGGCAAAUGUUUUUCCCUGCAAGUGUUCCUGCAUAUUAUAGAGACCCUCCUCAAGCAUGAAAAUACCGAGUUUAUCAGGCCUGAACACAAUUUAGCGACUUUCACCCGUCUCCUCUUACUAAAAAGCAAGGGACGUUAUGUGAAUUUUUGAUCUGCCAGGAGACAGAAGCUGUAGAGUAGACUAAAACUGUGAACAAAACUAAAAAUUUGAAGUUUAGGCAUCUGAUAAAACUGUAAAGCAUGAAUCUCCCAUAUUACAUUGGCUCAUAUUUUAAUAGAAAAACCAUCUUACUUCUAAA
Molecule: messenger RNA, 2102 nt
Organism: Coffea eugenioides
Lineage: Eukaryota; Viridiplantae; Streptophyta; Magnoliopsida; Gentianales; Rubiaceae
Product: squalene monooxygenase-like
Exons: 8
Coding region: 262-1863 (533 amino acids)
Biological process (GO): sterol biosynthetic process
Cellular component (GO): endoplasmic reticulum; membrane
Molecular function (GO): squalene monooxygenase activity; flavin adenine dinucleotide binding
Source: RefSeq, a predicted model, not a curated record